AUGUAUUAACUUGUUAUAGAUUAAAAUUAAGGGGUAUAGAAAUCCAUAUAUGAAUAUGAAACAUGCUUAGCAAUUGCAAUAAAAAAUGAUAACUCAAUGUUGCUUACUGGAUGGGAUAACAAAGUUCUUGCCCAUAUUUUUAAAUAAGGAAAAUUAAAAUAAGUAAAAUUCUUGCAUCAACAUGCAGCUGAAAUAUCUACGCUCAAUUUUUGUUCAAGAAAUUCUAAUAUUAUCUCUGGCUCACUCGAUGGUUCAAUAAUAAUUUAAUCAAUCUCAUAAAUAUCAACAACAAAAUGGAUUUAAAAAUUAACUGGUCAAGAUGACAUUAUGUGUUUAGCUAUAAGUCCUCUAUCUGAAGACUUGAUUGUCUCAGGCAGUCGAGAUAAUAGCAUCAAAUUUUGGCAAUGUAUUAACAAAUAAUUUUCAUGUACUUAAACCAUUCAAGAACAUAAUGAUUGUGUAUGUGGAUUAUCUAUUAAUGAAUAAGAAAACACAGUUAUUUCAUGCAGUUUAGAUUAAAUGAUUAUAAUAUUUGAAUAAGUUAAAAACAAUAAUUAUGUAAGUUGGGUUGUGAAACAAAAAAUAUUAGUUGAUUAACAUGGUUAUCGUAUCAGCUUUAUAAAUCAAAAUAUAUUUGUAUUCUAACCCGAAUAGAUUAUUGAUUCAAAAUUACUUAUUUACACUCUUAAUGAUUAGAAAUUAUUUUUUCAAAGUAAUCAUCUUUCAAUAAAAGAUGGAGGAAUAUCAUGCUAUUAUUUUUUUCCCCUAAUAUAUAAUCUUAAAAAAAAUAUCCUUAUCAAUAAAAAUAACAAUAAUAUUAAUGUAAUAAGAGUAUUAAAAUAAAAUAAGGAGGAGGAAUGUGUUGAAUUUAGGUUAGAAUAGAUAAUAGAAUUUGAAAAUAGUUGUAUUUUUGGUACUUUAAGUAAUGAUGGAGAAUAUUUAGUCACAUGGGACGAAACAUACAAGUAAAUUUAGAUAAGACAAUACUAAGAGAUGGAAUGA
This is a messenger RNA of Paramecium primaurelia, 1002 nucleotides long. The record is from the annotation of a GenBank genome assembly. NCBI's taxonomy places the organism in Eukaryota, Ciliophora, Oligohymenophorea, Peniculida, Parameciidae.